AAACGAAAAACAAAGUUCAAAGUUAAGUAAUUUUGAAUCGUUAAGGAAAUGGGGAAAAGGGUGAUGAUGGGGUUUUGGGCAUUUGGGUUAAUCGUUUUGCUUAUGAGUAGUGCGAAAACUGUGCAUGGAAUUACAUGCGGUGGAGCCUUAAUAGCAUUGCAGCCAUGUCUCUCUUUCUUGGUCGGCAUUGAUCCGUCGCCGGAUGCUUCUUGCUGUCAGGCUGUUGCGUCGAUAAACCAACAGGCCAACACUAAAGAAAUACGCCAGCAGCUCUGUCAAUGUUUCAAACAAUCUGGUUCAUCUUUCGGAGUCCAGCCUGAGAAAGCUAAGCAAAUCCCCGACCUGUGCCAUGUCCAGGUCCCUGUGCCAAUUGAUCCUAAUGUGGAUUGUAGCACGAUUAAUUAAUAUCUACCAAAAAAGACUUGCCUAAAGAGUAGGGGAGCAUGUCUUUGUUAAUAAAUCCAGUGUUUGGAGAGUAUUGAUUUAAAUAUGUAGGCAUGUAGGACUUGCCUAAAGAGUAGGGGAGCAUGUCUCUGUUAAUAAAUCCAGUGUUUGGAGAGUAUUGAUUUAAAUAUUUAGGCAUGUAUGGAGAAAGAUAAUAUUAAUAAGAUAAUAUUUGUGUUUAUUAUCAAA
Jatropha curcas is the source of this 633-nucleotide messenger RNA. Its product is annotated as non-specific lipid-transfer protein. The record is from RefSeq and is a predicted model, not a curated record. Gene Ontology annotation, biological process: lipid transport. Gene Ontology annotation, molecular function: lipid binding. Lineage: Eukaryota; Viridiplantae; Streptophyta; Magnoliopsida; Malpighiales; Euphorbiaceae.